Messenger RNA from Gasterosteus aculeatus aculeatus (three-spined stickleback), 1848 nucleotides. RefSeq names its product arylformamidase (gene afmid). Lineage: Eukaryota; Metazoa; Chordata; Actinopteri; Perciformes; Gasterosteidae. Gene Ontology annotation, molecular function: arylformamidase activity. The record is from RefSeq and is a predicted model, not a curated record.
AGAAGAAAGAAAAAGUAAACACUUGGCAGCUGACACUCGGAAGAUAAAACGCACAUAGUCCAAUAUCAUUGGCGAGGUGCACCUAAGGUUAGUAGUCCAGAGUCCGGAGGCCUGGUCCCCCACCUGCACGCACGCGGUUCGGAUCUUUCUAGCAGGACACUUUCCGCGACUCCCAAGGAGACAAAAAGAAGAUGCAUUGGACUAAAAUGAAGAAAGACGAGCUGGAGCGGCAGUAUUCACCCAGCAGGUGGUCGCACAGGAUGUCGGCCGACGACGUGAUCGAGGACCACGUGAAGGCUAUGAAGGAAGGUACGGAGCGAGCUCGAGGGCUGGCUCAAACGUUGCUCAACGUGCCGUACGGGGAGGGCGAUGGAGAGAAACUAGACGCCUACAUACCCAGCACCAACUCCUUGGAUGUUCCCCUCGUUAUUUACAUCCAUGGGGGAUACUGGCAGUUUCUCAGCAAGGAGCAGUCAGGGUUCAUGGCUGUUCCACUCGUUGAUAAAGGUGUGGUGGUGGUUGCUGUUGGUUAUGACACCGCUCCCAAAGGCAGCAUGGAUCUGAUGGUAUCUCAAGUACGCAGAAGUGUCGUGUCCAUCGUCCAGCAGUAUUCCCACAUCAGCGGUCUGUACCUGUGUGGCCACUCCGCUGGGGCUCACCUGGCUGCAAUGGUCCUCUCCACCGACUGGUCGCAGUACAGCAUCGCUCCUCAGAUAAAAGGUGCAUUCCUUGUUAGUGGCGUAUAUGACCUCCUGCCCAUCCUGUCCACCUACGUCAACGAGCCUUUGAAGAUGACAGAGGAGGUGGCGUUGAGGAACAGCCCCAGCAAACUGCUCCCUCAGCUCAAACUCUCCUCCUCCAGCUGCCACAUCGUCGUGGCCGUUGCGGAGAACGACUCGCCCGAGUUUCGCAAGCAGUCGGGGGAAUACUACAAAACUUUGGAGGCAUUGGGACUUAAUGUGACCAUGGAGGAUGUGGCCAACACCGACCACUUCAACAUCAUUGAGCAGCUGGUAGACGAACAGUACCAACUAACAAAGCUUCUGUUGAAGACAAUGGGGAAGAGCUGAGCUAGAGGUCUUUGUUCCAUCAUCAUACAUCUGCACCUCCAGAUCAUACACAGUGAUAAUACAUGCAUUAUUUAAGCUUUGUACAACGGUGAUUGCACCAUUUGUCAUAGACACUUGUUCAGUGUGUGUGUGUGUGUCAGAAAACCGUUUCAUGACAACAUCGACCGCAUUGAAAAAUGAAAGCCGAGUCACUUCAAGGGUGCUGAUUCUAGCAAAUGACACCGCUGCCAAACCUGCUUGGGUGGAAAUAGAUUAUUUAACGACCAUUGGGCCCAAAGUUAUCAUGGGGAAGUUCUGUUCCUCCACCAGUGGUCAGAUAAGUAGAUUAUUGUUGUACUACAGUGGUUAUUUUGAUGAAAUGUGCUUUGGAUUUGUAGUUAAUUAUUUUAUUUUGUCCAUGGGAUUGUACUUGUUGUACACCUUUUUGUAUGAAAAUUGCUUUUGAGUCAUUUAUAUGAAUAUAUAUGAUGUCAUUCUUCAUGAUAAAUGUGUUUUGAAUAAGUUGAAUUUGUUGUUUGAGAGCAGACGAGUCUGUUCCUGUCCACGUUUAAUCCGAUUCAGCGACUGGGUGGUUUAAUAGCAGAUUUAUGUUGUGUGUCGUGAUCUGAUGAUUGGCGGGUCAGACUAUAUAGGGUAUCCUUUGGGGGCUCGUCCGGUGUUUCCAGUUUUUGACUGCUGUUUAGUAUCAUGUUACGCUCUGUUUGGAUGUAUGUGUGAAACGUCUGAUUUAAAGCAUAAGGUGGCAAAUAAAUGGACUCAUUUGCAUCUUAACUGAAAA